ACGGCUCGUUCCUGGACAGUAUAUAGACUUCAUUGGGAGUCGUUAAAGGCGACACAUAUUCCAAAAUAAUAACGCUUUUGGGCUCGAAUUUGAUUUUUGCAUAUAAGAUUGGUGGAGCUAAGUUCUCAGGGUGGAUACAAUGUCUAAUUUGAGUGAGCUAACAAGCUAGCGGUGUUGACGGUACUUUGGGGUUAGUGAUGUUCAGUAACUCCACAGCUGGGAGAGGAGGCUUGUAUUAGUGCAAGAGCUAAGAUGCUAACGAUGGAUUGUGGAUUAUCGCCUGGAUUUGUGCGAAGUCUUCCUGAAGACAGACAUAAAGAAGAAUCAUUAAGGAAAAAUGAAAAGUGAAAAGGACAUCAUUUCGAGCAAGGGGUUUUGGGUUUAUUCGCUGAAUCCAGAUACAAUGGGGUUAGCUCGUUUUCUCCGAGGCGUGACGACAUUUCUCCGGUCGCCAGCCUGAAAGUCCACCGGGGCAAGUGAUGCCGUCGGUGCUCAGUCCCGAAAAAAGGCACAGUGCAUUCCCGUUAUAAACCAUGAACAAUUGUGAGUAUCAGCAAAUCGACCCGCAGGCACUUCCCACGCCCACCCCGACCCCGCCACCCCACCAUGGAAGCGACACGGAGAAGAAAAAGGAGCCGAGAAGACCCAGAAGAAAGUGGGAAGUUUUCCCCGGGAAGAACCGCUUCUACUGCGAUGGACGGAUCAUGCUGGCCCGCCAGAGCGGGGUCCUGCCCCUCACCCUGGGUCUCAUCCUCGUUACAAGUGUCUUAUUCUUUAUAUUCGAUUGCCCCUUCCUAGUCAAACACUUGACCGGCUGCAUACCCGCCAUCGGAGGCAUCCUCUUUGUGUUUGUGGUCAUCACCCUGCUUCAGACCAGUUUCACCGAUCCCGGCAUCCUGCCCAGGGCCACGCCAGACGAGGCUGCGGACAUCGAAAGACAAAUCGACAACACUGGAAACCCCAGCUACCGGCCUCCACCACGCACCAAGGAAGUCCUCAUCAACCAGCAGGUGGUCAAGCUCAAGUACUGCUUCACCUGCAAGAUGUUCCGGCCCCCGCGCACCUCCCACUGCAGCCUGUGUGACAACUGCGUGGAGAGAUUUGACCACCACUGCCCCUGGGUGGGGAACUGCGUAGGGAAACGCAACUACCGUUUCUUUUACACCUUCAUCGUAUCGCUCUCCUUCCUGACGGCGUUCAUCUUCGGCUGUGUGACCACGCACCUGGCGCUGAGAGCUCAAGGAGGGAAAGGCCUGGUGUUUGCCCUUCAAGAGAGCCCUGGAAGUGCAGUAGAGCUGGUGAUCUGCUUCUUCUCAGUCUGGUCCAUCCUGGGCCUCUCAGGCUUCCAUACAUACCUGGUUGCUUCCAAUCUGACCACCAAUGAAGACAUUAAAGGCUCCUGGUCAGGGAAGAGUGGAGAAGAUGUAACCAACCCAUACAGUCAUAAAAACAUCUUUAUCAACUGUUGUUCUGUCCUUUGUGCACCCAUUCCACCCAGCCUCAUCGACAGACGGGGCUUACUGCCCGCAGAAGAGUCGGUGCAGACCGGCGGUGCGGGCAUCGAGCUGCCAGCCCUGGCUGCUAAGAGCGAGAUAAACGUGUGCACGCAGGGAACUAAAGGUCUCCUGGAAUCAGCGACUCUUUCCCCGCUCCUGGCCGCCUCAUGUCCUCAGGGGAAACCUCCCACCGCUCAUCCGUGCACAGAAAACAGCCCUGCAGUGAACUCUGACCCCUCACCAGAGAUCUCCAAGAGCUGUGGGGCCCAUCAUACUACCAGAUCCUAUAGGAAUACCUCUCGGUCAAAGAAAUCCAAACCAGCUGCUUUGCAUAUUCCCAACCCGGGCUUCGAAACCUCUUAUUCUCCCAACCCUCCGGACUCUGACCCUGGCUCCAAAGCCAGCUGCCGCAAAGGCACCAGCUUCGCCCCACUGUGA
Menidia menidia (Atlantic silverside) is the source of this 1934-nucleotide messenger RNA. The record is from the annotation of a GenBank genome assembly. Lineage: Eukaryota; Metazoa; Chordata; Actinopteri; Atheriniformes; Atherinopsidae.